GGUUUAUCUCAGUUACUGACAGAUUACUUCCCUCUCUGGGUUUACGGCUGACAUUACGAACUGAAAACGGCUUUAAGUAAUUACAGAACAUAGUCUAAAACUGCUGAAAAGCGACAUACGAGAAGCUAAAAUAUAAUUUCCUUCUGUCGCUUUUGCUCUUUGGAGACAAAAAACGAACACAGAUUUCGCAUCACGGAGCUCGCGCACAGCAGUAAUAAUAAAGUGUCGGGGUGUCCAUGGAGACGUACCUGCUGAAGUUUAUCGAGCGCGUGCGAGCUGAGAGCAGAGAUGGAGAGAAUGACAUCGCCGCUCAAUACACGAUUAUUAAGCAUCAGAAUGGCUUGCUGAAACAGAAGUACGGUUUGACCACAGAGGCAGGAGGAGUAAAAGACAACAUGAAGAAAAACCGCUACAAGGACAUACUGCCGUAUGACCAAACGCGAGUGGUUCUGAGUCCAACAACACCUGAAGAUCAAAGUGACUACAUUAAUGCAAAUUUCAUCAAGGGGGCGACGGAGAGCAGGACAUACAUCGCCACACAGGGUCCUCUGAGCAACACAGUAGUGGAUUUCUGGCGCAUGGUUUGGCAAUAUGACAUCAGGGUGAUCAUCAUGGCGUGUAGGGAGUUCGAGCUGGGGAAGAAAAAAUGUGAGGUCUACUGGGCUCCUCGAGACGAUCCAUCCACAUUCGGUCCUUUCACUGUCUCAACUGUUGAAGAGUCACCCACAAAUGAGGAAGUCAUUGUGCGAACGCUGGCAGUGAAACACUGUGAUGAAACUCGCACCGUGUCUCAUUUCCAGUACAUGUCCUGGCCGGAUCACGGAAUUCCAGAUGUUGCAGACGGCAUUUUGGGAAUGAUGGAAUCAGUUCGUGUCAGACAGGGUUGUCACACGGGACCUCUGCUUGUGCACUGCAGUGCCGGCUGCGGAAGAACUGGGGUGAUUUGCGCCAUUGACAUUGUUAAUGACCUGCUGCUCAAAAAGAAAAUCGGAGAAGAUUUCAGCAUUAUGGAUUUAGUUUUGGAGCUGAGAAGACAAAGACCAUCGGCUGUUCAGACUAAGGAGCAGUAUGAGUUUGUGUUUCAUACUGUGGCUCAGAUGUUCGAGAAGUUCUUGCAGGAAUGUUCACAGAAACAACAGCAUCAAAAGAUGAAGAUUCAGCCCUCGGACUCUCACUACGCCAAUGUGUUGCCCCCUAAGCCAGCACUGAGGUCGCUCUCUAACGGCUACGAAACCCAGAAUACAAGAAAACCUCCUGCCCUCCGUCCAAGGUCUUCUCAUCCUCAGUCAUCCGGCAACAUGAACGACACGUACGCAGUCGUCAACAAGUUCAAGCAGCCCGCCACGGUCCCGCGUCUCGUUACCCACCACUACGACAACGAAAACGUAACCAGCCAGAAGACGACUACGAGUGACCUCUACAGCAUCGUAAAGCCGAAAAACAGGGCAGUUGCAAACGCGCCUGCUAGCACGGAUCGCGUUAAUGACCGCACAUGGCCACUCAACCGUAUGACUACACCAAUGAUGGACUGCGAUGACUACGAACCAGUGCCAGGCGAUUUCCAGAUGAGAAACUCACAGCUGUAUCCAUCUCUAAAACAAGUAUCUUCAGAGAAACAGUACAAUUCAGAUGAUGACUAUGAGUAUGUCUCAAACCCAGUCAGAGAGACGAACAGCAGCCAGUGCAGCCCUGGAGGCAUCGGUUUUAAAUGCAGAGUCAGGAAACCCAAAGGACCCAGAGACCCGCCUUCACAAUGGAAUCGACCAGAGAGAUGAAACUAUUACAACAACAAUGUUGUCUAUAGAGCUACAUAUUCAGCAUUUUUUUAAAUCCAUGGAAUGGAUUCAUUAUUUUGUUUAUUUUGUUAUAGAGGUGAAGGUUUUUUAGAUGUGUGCGUGGGGGGAGGGGCGGUAUGGGAGUAAUGUAAGAGUUUAUUACAAAUGUAAUGUAUAUGUUUAAUUUAUUGCAAUAAAUGUGUUGUCUGGAUUGUA
Tachysurus fulvidraco (yellow catfish) is the source of this 1991-nucleotide messenger RNA. RefSeq names its product protein tyrosine phosphatase non-receptor type 18 (gene ptpn18). The record is from RefSeq and is a predicted model, not a curated record. Gene Ontology annotation, molecular function: non-membrane spanning protein tyrosine phosphatase activity. The transcript is spliced from 18 exons. NCBI's taxonomy places the organism in Eukaryota, Metazoa, Chordata, Actinopteri, Siluriformes, Bagridae. Gene Ontology annotation, cellular component: nucleus; cytoplasm. Gene Ontology annotation, biological process: peptidyl-tyrosine dephosphorylation. The coding region runs from base 237 to 1775 and encodes 512 amino acids.